GUAUUAGUUUAAUCACCUGAUUGUGAAUCACUUAAAGGACUUUGUUGAACCCUUAACAUCCGCCUGUACCAACACAAUUGAACGGAAGUGGCGUGACGUCCGGUCAGAAGUCCCCAAAUACGGUCGCAAGAGCAAGCACUUCGUCGGCUACCUCGCUGAGUACUUGUUUAAAACCAAAUACAUCCCAGAAGAAAGGGUUCACGCUUUCCUCGAGGCAGUGGCUGCGUUGUACCCCCAAAAUACCAUUAAGAAUCGACAUCCUUAAAACAUUCUUCUAAAAAGGACAAUAUAUGAAUGAGGAAAACGUUAAAAAUACGUUUUUUCAUUUCACCUAUUAAAUAGAGAAGAUAAUUAGUAAUUGACGUAAGGAAACUUGCUAAACCAAACAAACACAAUGGAAAGUCAGUUGUGGGGAGAAAUUCCAGAGCCCCGAAACACGGAAUGGGAUAAAGUGGUACCGAAAGAGAUUGGAAAGCUUGUGAUUUUGAGUGCAAUAAAAAUGGAACCACCAAAAGUUAAACAGCCUCAACCUGAUGAACAUGCAGAUAAUAAUAUUACUGUGGGACCAGAACACAGCACGAUGGAGCAGAAUGUGUUAUAUACCAUCAAACUGAUUCAGCAUGCCAGACAAGUCGACGAUUUAAUCAGGGUCAGCAACUCAAUGAUACAGGACGAAGAACCAUCUGUAGAAGUUAAAGAAUGUCCUCCAAUGCCACAGGCUCCCACCCAGGAAAUAAAGCAGGAAGAAACCUUUCCAAGUUAUAAAUCAAGAGAAGAGAGCCCCUUCACUCUAGGAGAACCAAUAGUCCUCCCAGAGCUUGGCAGAGAAGUAACCAAAGAAAUACUUUACAAGUCGGUAUCCACUCUUUGUGCUCAUGCAGGAUACGACAGUGGAAUGCAGUCUUCACUUCAAGUUCUGACAGAUGUUGCAGAAGACUUUUUCAAGAAAUUCACACGGCUGCUGCGCUAUGCUGUGGAUAGAGAGGACCUCUAUGGCAAUUCAGGUUUUCCUGAUGCAAUGGAGAGGGUGUUCCACGAGAUGGGGCUGGGCAGUGUGACGAGACUACACGACUUCUACCAGAGCAGAGUGCUCCAGUACCGUGACCAGUGCCAAGAGAAGUGUCAGAAGUUGGUACAACAGUACGAGGCACUGUUACCAACAAUUAAACGGGAGCCCGACGAGCUGGUCAGGUUUAAAACCGAGAUGGAAAGUGAGGAGGACAUCCCGGAGAUACACUUCCCCGCGAUGGCUGAAGGGGAUUGUGUGGAUGAGCUGCAGUCCUCACUCGAGCCUGGCUUCCAGAUGCUGCACAGCCUGGAGCAAGAGGUUGCUAUCAAAUACGGGACAGUGUAAGGAGAGAGUGAACGAUUUCACUGUGAACGUCAGCUGCUCAACUUGGCUGUGAGAUGCCAAUUCUCCUACGGAAGCCAAGGAACUUUGAGAGAAAAUAGAGAGUAUACCUUCAGACUGUAUAAUGUAAUAUGUUAUUGUUAAAAAAUAUACACUGUUUUAUAAUUGUUAA
Messenger RNA from Homalodisca vitripennis (glassy-winged sharpshooter), 1523 nucleotides. Its product is annotated as STAGA complex 65 subunit gamma-like. The transcript has 9 exons. The record is from RefSeq and is a predicted model, not a curated record. Gene Ontology annotation, cellular component: SAGA complex. Gene Ontology annotation, molecular function: protein heterodimerization activity; transcription coactivator activity. NCBI's taxonomy places the organism in Eukaryota, Metazoa, Arthropoda, Insecta, Hemiptera, Cicadellidae. The coding region runs from base 395 to 1354 and encodes 319 amino acids.